Molecule: messenger RNA, 3930 nt
Organism: Anoplopoma fimbria (sablefish)
Lineage: Eukaryota; Metazoa; Chordata; Actinopteri; Perciformes; Anoplopomatidae
Exons: 2
Coding region: 368-2989 (873 amino acids)
Source: RefSeq, a predicted model, not a curated record
CGCGUCUCUUGCUUUGUGUGCGUGUUGUCGUUCCCGCGGCUCGUGCGCUGCGUUUCCCCUAAACUCCGUCUCCUCGUGCCCGCGCGGCCCCGUGACCCUCCGGGGGGGCUCCGGUGUCCGGUAGCUGCUCGUGCUCGGCCUCCGCGUGCUAACCGGGACGCUUCCGGUCGCACGCUUCCUCUGGAGCAGCUAACGGUUAGCAUCCCGGCUAACCGGGGACGCGGCACGCAGCCGCCAUUUUGGUGCGUUCAGGUCCCCUCCGGACAACAAAGGUAAACAAGCGGCUCUGAAAGACCGAGACGUUCUUCUGAUCCUGAGAUCUUCUUCAGGACACAAAGACUCAACAGCUUCUCUCAGGUUUGUCAUCAUGGAGGGCAUCGAUGAGUACAUGUACAUCUGGCAGCGGCGGAUCCACCACGGCGUUCGGUACCAGAAGAGCUCCGUCCCGUUUCCAGAGUCGGUUGAAAUCGGGCUGGAGUUCAACGCGGCGUUGGAGAGGAAGGAGAAGCUGGACCUCAGUCUGCUGACCAACGGCGUGAUGCUGGAGCUUUGCGACUUCGCCAAAACGGUGACCAAGUCCGAGACGUACUUCUUGUUCGAAAUGCUGGAGUUCAACUUCGACCUCGGCGUGGACGUGGACGACGACUGCCAGUGCUACGAGUACGCCCGCCGCACGCACGGCAAGAUCAAGCAGCUGAGGGAGCAGAUCAAGUUGAAACCUCGCAGAUGGAAAGACGCGUUUCCUCUCCCGGACCUCAGCGUCGUGGUGGGGUCCGCCGGGUCCCAGCAGCCGGGACGCUACUACCCCAAAAGAAACAAGACGGUGGACAGUUCGGUCCUCUCCGACGGCAGCAAGAGCAGCCAGUCAGCAGAGCAGCAGAGGACGGAGACGACCGGGUCGGCGUUCGUUGUGAAGAAACGGGGAGGCGUCCUGGUGAAGCUCACCGCCGAUGCGUUCCCGUUCUGUAAAGACCUCGGCGUGUCGCUGGUGGUCCGACCGGACGACGCAAACGGAGAGAAACUGAACCCGAACCUGGUGACCAACGGGGUGAUGCUGGAGCUGCUCGACUUCUCCAGAGUGCUCUGUGGAACGCACACCGGCAUCGUCCUCGACCUGGUCGAGCAGAACUUCGGUCACAGGUUGGAUAAUACGCUGUUUCGCCUUCAAGUUAGCAAAGUGAUGGACAGGAAGUACUCCUGCCUGACCGCCGAGGACAGGGACGCCUUCAGGAAGGAGGAGUUCAGAGUCCAGACCCAGAAACGGGAACAGAAGCGUAAGAGAAGCGACCCAGAUUACGAAGAACCUGAAGGACCGACGACGUCAAGGAAGAGAAGGCUGAGUCUCAGGGACGAGGACGCCAAAGACGUUAACGAGGAUGGCGACCUCUCCUACAUGUGUCCCGUUGAGUUUGAGACGGACAUGCAGUCGGAGUCGGAGGUCGGAGCGGAAGAAGUGAAGGUUGAAAGUUGUUUGUCAGAAACAAAAGAUGUAAAGCAGGAAGAAGAGGAGGUGUUUGUCUCUCCUCAGGUCCCUGACAUCGGCCCUCGUCCGAUUCCCGUCCGUCUAAAGAACCCGUCUCUAAACGCCGUCUCAGAUCUGUUUUCUGAGGAUAGAAAUGAGGACGUGAAUGUAAAAACAGAGAAACAGAAGCUGUGGGUGAGACGAGCGACUCGCUCCAAACAGAUCCUGAAGUCCAGCAGAGUCAAUGACUUGUUCGCCAGCUGCAGAGACAGAGGUCUGGACUUCAACGUCGGCUCAGGAAACAGACAGAACGUGGAUCUGCAACUGUUCACAAACUGUGUGUUGUGGGAGGUUUAUAAAUUCGCAACGGCGAUGACGAAGAGUUUACGUAGUUUCUUAGUGGAGAUUCUGGACAACAACUUCAACCUCGUCCUCCAAGAUGAGCUGCAUCAGCGGAAUUUUAUAUUUUACAUGAUAACAAAAGAAAAGGUCCUUCAGAACCACCCUAACGGAGGGAAAGCGGAGUUCCUCAAGAGCCCCUUUCAGUUCCCUGACGUUUACAACAUGGUGGAUGUGACCAGCAAUUUUCAAAAUGGACAGGAAGUUGAGACGGAGCAGCAGACGGAGUUAGACCUGCCGGCUACGAGCCAGGAGCCACAUCCGUACUGUAAGAAGAUCGGCCUCGACCUUUGGUCCACAGAAGGACGUCCGUUGAGCCAGAAGCUGGAUCUGACGGUCCUGACCACCGGCGCCGUGCUCGAGCUGUUCACCUUCAUCAGAGAGUUGUGCGGCUCCGUCCGCGAGACGGUGAAUGACGUCCUGGAGCACAACUUUGAUCUGGAUCUGCAGAGUGCAGCGACGGAGGCCUCGCAGGUGAUCCACAGGUGGUACACCACCCAGAAAAGCCUGAUGAAGAGGCAGACUCCGUCACCAAAGAUAAGCCGCUGGUUAAACACGCUCGUCCCGCUGAACAGUCACUCGGAGAUCGAUCCAGAACCACCGGCUGCCAACGGCUCCGAGGAUCUGGUGUCGGAAACAGAUGUUCUGAACGGAGAGGUGGAGCCGGAGGAGGAAAAGGUCCACAGCUAUCACUUCUGCGAACAGAUCGGAUUGGACCUCGACGUCGUCUCCAAACGAAAAGCCAAAACAAAACUGGACCUGCGAGUCCUAACGAGGGGCGUCCUCUUUGAGAUGCACCGGUACGUGGCGAGGAACUGCAACCGAUACGUUCCCGCUCUGUACGAGAUUCUGGAGUACAACUUCGACCUGAGCUCCCAGAAACACCGGAAGGUGGAGUUCGCCUGGGCCGUCGCGUCGCAGGUCGUCACCAUAGCGGGAAAGAACGGCAGGAAGGGAGAUUAUCUGAGCAGAGCCAUCCAGCUGCCCGUCCAUGUGUCCGAGUCCUCGCAGGGCGUCUGUAAAGAAGAACCGGAGGACGGCUUCACAGAACCGGACCUCAACGACAACAACGACAUCGUGUUUGUCCAAGAGCUGAAGCCUGUUGACAUCGAAGUGGUGAUAGAUUAGAGUCACUAUUAAUGUUAUUAUCAUCAAGAAUCACAGAAGAUCAGAAUCAGACUUUUUCAACCUUCAGUUUACCAUCAUGAGACUUUUAACAAGCUACAACAUAAUGUUGUUACAGAAACAAUCAAUUAUGAAAACAGCUGAUAUUAUUUGUCUGUUAGUCAAUCUGUUCAUUAAAAUAUAUAUAUAUAUAUAUAUAUAUAUAUAUAUAUAUAUAUAUAUAUAUAUAAAAAAAUCUGUAAACUAAAGUCGAAUCAACACUAAACCUUGUGAAGCCGCUGCAUUAAUACGCCGACGACUGAACGUUGUUUCUCUACAUCAGCUGUAAAUAUUCUGGAGAUGAGACGUGUUCACUGUGUUUUAAUACAACAGAAAUCAAUAAGUAGCUCUAACUUACAUAAUGUCUGUUUUAGAAAGUGACCAAUAAAACUGAUAACUAAACAGAUAAAGAUCUGAGAGGUUAUUAACAAUCAAUAUUAAUAAUGAGUAAUCCGAUGAAAAAAAUAUAUUUUUAAUAAUUUGUUCUAUAAAAUGUCAGAAGUGGUUGAAAAAUAUCGUUAAAACAUCCAUCAGUGACGUAUCACAGUCUAUUUUAUUACAGUAACAGUCAGAAGCACAAAUGUAGAAAUUUGACAAAAUGACUUAUUGAUCAACUUAUCAUUGAUACUGUAGCAAUCGAUAACGGCUGACGAGUGACACAUCUAGCUUUUCCUUGUCUCUGUUGGAGCCGCACAUGCUCAGUAGAGAUCAGGCAGACAGGAGAGGAAGUGGACGUAGUCGUCGUGGCGUCUCGUGAUUAUGGACGGAUAGUUUGAUGCCUCUCGCUCGGCGAUUGUGGCGUUGCCAUCUUGUUGUUUUUUUUGCAACCAGUGAACAGGAAGUGACCAUAUUUGGAUGUAAACUGUUUUGUAUUAUGUUUUGUAAUUAAAGUGUCCUUAAUCACA